AUCCCUCCUGAUGACCUCCAGACACAUGCACAUGUACCCAAUUUUGAGUCCUACUUGUCAUUGUACAGGAAGUCUCUGGAAAACCCGGACGCUUUCUGGAAAGAGAUCGCUGAAGAUUUCUACUGGAAGAAGCCUGCAAGUGCACCGGUACUACAGUACAAUUUUGAUGUGACUAAAGGGAACAUUUAUGUCAAAUGCAUGGAAGGGGCCAAAACCAACAUGUGCUACAAUGUGCUGGAUAGACAUGUGAAAGACAGGAAUAUCGGGGGAGAAGUGGCCUUUCACUGGGAGGGAAACUCCCCCGACCACCAUGUGACAAUCACCUACAACCAGCUGUACAACCAGGUGUGCCGCUGUGCUAAUGUCCUGAAAAAACUCGGUGUGAAAAAGGGGGACCGGGUGUCUGUCUACCUUCCGAUGAUACCAGAGCUGGUUUUCACCAUGCUGGCCUGUGCCAGGAUUGGAGCUGUUCACUCUGUUGUGUUUGCAGGCUUCUCCUCCGAGUCUCUGAGUGAGAGGAUUAUGGAUGCUCAAAGCAGCGUGCUCGUGAUGGCAGAUGGUGUUUACAGAGGAGAAAAGCUGAUCAACCUGAAACAGAUUGCCGAUGAGGCGGUGGAGAAGUGCAGGGCAAAAAAAUUGUCCAGUGUCACUAAAUGUCUUGUCAUUAAGCACCAGCUGCUGAGAAAAAAAAGUGGAGCCGCAUGCAACAAACUGCAGACCUCCUGGAAUUCAGAGUGUGACGUGUGCUGGGACGAGGCCACGAGAGACUCUUCUGAACACUGUGAACCCGAGUGGUUGGACGCCGAGGACCCCCUGUUCAUUCUCUAUACGAGUGGCUCCACUGGCAAACCGAAGGGAGUUCUGCACACAGUAGCUGGGUAUCUGCUGUACACGGCGCUGACCUUUAAGUACGUGUUUGACCAUCACCAUGACGACGUGUACUGGUGCACGGCUGAUAUCGGCUGGAUCACCGGCCACUCCUACACCACUUACGGCCCUCUUGCCCUUGGCGCUACAAGUGUUCUAUUUGAAGGGAUUCCUGUGCACCCCCAUGCUGGUCGUUUCUGGGAGAUUAUUUAGAAGUACAAGGUGACCAAGUUCUACACAGCACCCACAGCCAUCCGCCUGCUGAUGAAGUACGGACUGGAACCAGUUCACAAGUAUGACCUCUCUAGCUUGAAGAUUCUGGGAAGUGUGGGUGAGCCCAUCAACCCAGAGGCGUGGCACUGGUACCACGAGGUGAUCGGAAAGGGCAAAUGUCCCGUGGUCGACACGUUCUGGCAGACAGAGACGGGUGGGCACGUCUUAACUCCUCUACCCGCUGCUACGCCUCUGAAACCAGGCUCCACUACUUUGCCAUUCUUCGGGGUGGAACCCGCCAUCCUCAAUGAACACGGAGAACAGCUAGAAGCAGAGGCCGAGGGUUAUCUGGUGUUCAGGAGGCCCUGGCCUGGAAUAAUGCGUACUGUGUACAGAAACCACCAGUGCUUUGAGAACACCUACUUCAAGAAGUUCCCAGGCUUCUAUGUGACCGGUGAUGGCUGUAAACGGGACAAAGACGGAUAUUACUGGAUCACGGGGAGAAUAGACGACAUGCUGAAUGUGUCAGGCCACCUGAUGAGCACGGCGGAGGUGGAGGCGGCGCUGACGGAGCACCCGGGUGUGGCGGAGGCUGCAGUGGUGAGCCGGCCUCAUGAGGUGAAGGGCGAGUGUCUCUACUGCUUCGUCACCCUCAAAGCCUGCUGGGAGUUUAACCACCCGCUGGUGGAGGAGCUGAAGAGGUUCGUGAGAGAAAAAAUUGGGCCGAUCGCCACGCCUGACUUCAUUCAAAAUGCUCGGGCGCUCCCCAAAACCCGCUCAGGGAAGCUGAUGAGGCGAAUCCUGAGGCAGAUCGCCCACAACGACAGGGACCUUGGCGACCUUUCGACCCUGGCCGACCCCAAGGUGGUGGAGGUGCUGUUCAGCCAACGAUGUGAAGCUGCAGCCUGAGUGCAGCUUUUGGAUCAGUGUCGGCAAAACACAGGGGGAUUUGGGUCAGAAAGUGACAUCUGAUGCCGAGAUGACAGAGUUCAGUUUAUCAACUCAAAUAAAAUGCCAGUGAUUUAUUAUUAUUAUUAUUAUUAUUAUUAUUAUUAUUAUUAUUAUUAUUAUUAAUGUAGACAUUAAUAUGGGGCUGGUAUCUUUUCAUGUAUUUCAGAUAAAAUGUUGCAAACAAAAAGUUUGCUCUUUUAAAAUGAACUAUGCUCACAACAGACAUGUCAUUUUUGCACAGUUUGUUUUUUGAUGACUGCUGUGGUGUGUUUUCAAUCUGUGACCUUUGGGCAGGAUCAAGCCUUAAAUCUGGUGGUUGCUCCUUUUCCGCAGCAGCUGUACGCCGUUUCACUGACACCCCCAUGUGGUGGAAAUCCUCCUCUGCAGACGCCUUCGGAUUCUGUCUUUGUUGACUACAAAGAAAAAAAAAUCCUUUUUCUUUCAUGCUGAGACUUUCUGCCCUUUGUCGUCUGCAGCUCAGCCUCUGAUGGUGCACUGUAUACUGUGCACUGUGCACAUGUGGCUCUGUUGGUGGGAUCAGUGCGGUGGGAAAUGAGGAUUAUGUGACAGCGGGAACAUGAGGGUUGAAAAAUAUCAAAACUGCACACUGUUUAUUUAAAAAAAAUAAAG
Messenger RNA from Thalassophryne amazonica, 2661 nucleotides. It is a transcript of the gene acss2l, whose product is annotated as acyl-CoA synthetase short chain family member 2 like. Lineage: Eukaryota; Metazoa; Chordata; Actinopteri; Batrachoidiformes; Batrachoididae. The record is from RefSeq and is a predicted model, not a curated record. Gene Ontology annotation, molecular function: acetyl-CoA synthetase activity; AMP binding.